AUGUAUGUAUAUUUAUUCGUCAUCUUAUCUUUGGACGUCUUCAAGUUAGUUGAAGCUAGUCUAGCAAAAAACAUUUUUCAAACUCCUCAAAAGUUCGGAAGUUUUAAGAUGGGACAAGGUAUUCAGACAAUAUCAGCUCAGCCAUUAAAGCUUUCUACACCAAAAGGUAUACUCGGAGGACCAUUAAGGUUAAGGCCGGCUAAACAAAACCCAACAGCAAAUCCCAUAGGAAAGGGUCGAAAGAAACUUUUGCAAGCUGGUUGGCCUGGCUAUAUGCCGCAAGCAGAGUAUCGUCCUCAAGGUGUUACAGGAAUAUCACCAGGAAUAUCAUCAGGAAUGGAUGAUCAAAUACCAAGUUUAGGAAUGAUGAAGAAACUCACAUCUGGAAGACCUCAAGAGGAUUAUAUUAGCUCACUUGAAAACGGAUUUAGUGGAUUUAGUAGAAAUUCAGAAUUUGAUGACAUUCCAACUCUUUCUAGAACUUCAUCCGGUUCCAGUCAAGAAUUUUACACACCUACUCUAAAACUUACACCUGAAGGUUACAAGAAUUUCCCUGAUGUGAAGUUUUUCAGUAGUGCAGAUUGA
Messenger RNA from Melampsora larici-populina 98AG31, 585 nucleotides. RefSeq lists its product as uncharacterized. The transcript has 3 exons. The record is from RefSeq and is a predicted model, not a curated record. Lineage: Eukaryota; Fungi; Basidiomycota; Pucciniomycetes; Pucciniales; Melampsoraceae. Bases 1 to 585 code for a protein of 194 amino acids.